AACGAGGAUUUUUUGCAGUACAAGACGGAAUGAAAAAGAUGAGAGAACUCUUCACCAGUGGUUGUCUUCUCUUACUUUGCUGUAUUGAAGGGAUGAUUAGGGAAGACCCUAGGACUGUUCUUUUCCAUGGUAGAGAACGCAAAAAUUGGGCAUUGGGCAAACCCACCCGCCAGUCGACGACUUAUAACCCCAUGUUUUCGUCCAGUAACGCUGUCGACGGACGACUUUCCAACGACAUGAAGUUUCGCUCCUGUAUCCACACAAGUUUUGAGAGAGAUCCAUGGUGGAUAGUGGAUCUCCAAGUGACCAUCCGUGUGAAGGAAGUUUACAUCAUGAACCGAGGCGACUGCUGUGGUCGUCGACUUAGCAAUUUCCACAUUGACGUUCACAGAGGUACCAUUGCACAACUACAGUUAGUCGGCUUGUGUCAUUACCAAAGUGAACCCCUUAAGUCUGGGAUCGCCAAGAGUUUCCGCUGCCCCUAUGACCUGAUAGGUCAGUUCGUUCGACUGUGGAUUGACCACGACCGUCAGGCUUUAAACUUGUGUGAAGUCGAGGUGUACGGGUCGAAGUACAUGUAUAUGCUCGAUCCGAGUGAUGGGUCAUGGGCGAUAAACAUGCCGGCCUCGCAAUCAUCAAGCCUAAAUAUAGGGUAUCCAGCCGCCUCUAACGCAGUGGACGGCAACUAUAACCAAGUCUUCGCUUAUGGCUCGUGCUCACACACCCGCUACGGCGACAAGAGGCCGUGGUGGCAAGUGGAUCUCUUGCAGAUGUUGAUCAUCACCAGCGUCAAACUGUACAAUCGUAAAGACUGCUGUGGUUUUGCACUCCACGACUUCCGGAUUGAUGUGUUUGCAAACGCACACGACACAGACCCUAAGAAAUGUAAUGAGCAGUUAUCGUCUCCAAUGGGGCUCGCUCGGAAAUAUAAAUGUAUCCAGGACCUUGUAGGACGCAUCGUUCGUGUCACAAAAACGAAAAUCCUCCGAGACAGAGACGUGCUGGCGUUGUGUGAAGUCAAGGUGUACGGCUGGAAACUGGUUUCAGAUCCUGAAUACCUGAAGAGUCGGGACAAUUUUGCUGUAGGCCAACGGGUGGCUCAGUCCGCGGGCACGGUCAGCGGGGCCAGGGCCGUGGACGGCAAUCUGCAUAACAACGAUGCCGGCGGCACGUGUUCCCUGACGGUCGCCAAUAGUCGAGGUAGUGGCUGGUUGACGGUGAUGUUCGGCACGAUAUACGUUGAAGCCAUCUUGCUCGUCUUCAGAGUUGACUGCUGUGAAAAUCAAGCUCCCACUCUGUUUGUGUGGGUGAACGAGAAGGUGUUGUGUGGCAGACAGCAGAAGCGGUAUGAGAAAGGCGCGGCGGUCAGUUAUCCCUGCCCUUCCGACACGCUGGGGCAUUACAUCAUCGUCACACAACGUCCGGGAACCCCUCCCACUGAUAUCAUUCCGAUAUGUGAAGUAGAGGUGUAUGGAACUAGACAAGAUAAAAACUGGGCACUGGGCGCGAAAGCGAGUGUUUUGUAUCUAACUACGGGUGACAAGCAGGUCGGACAGCCGCACGACGCCCCCCAGGCUACGGACGGGGACUUCUCGAACAGGUAUUCGGAGAACGUGUGUCCCGUACAUGUGGGGAAUUAUUUCUUCACGCUCGUUGUCGACCUACACGCAUACCUGCAUGUGGACAGGGUCGUGUACAACACUGCAGUAGGACACACUUUUACAAUGGGCAACGUGGCUGUUUGGUUAGCUAACCCGCAGGUGAAAUACAUGAACAAACACGUAUGUUACCGCGUCUCUGGAACUACUGGUGCCGGUGAGUAUGUGACGGUCAAGUGCAAGGGCUUUGGACCAGACCUCAUCGCCAGUCGAGUUAUUUUGAAAAAUACUUUAAGAGGACAGCCGAUGUUAAUCUGCGAGGUAGAAGUCUACGGAAGAUUCGCCUAUUAUGUAUAACGCCUUUCUUGUGAAGAUGUUGGUAAAAAAUAUAAUAUCGAAUAUUUAAGAAAGAAUAAAGUUCUAAAGAACGUU
This is a messenger RNA of Gigantopelta aegis, 2030 nucleotides long. RefSeq lists its product as uncharacterized. The record is from RefSeq and is a predicted model, not a curated record. Bases 30 to 1955 code for a protein of 641 amino acids. The transcript is spliced from 11 exons. Lineage: Eukaryota; Metazoa; Mollusca; Gastropoda; Neomphalida; Peltospiridae.